This is a messenger RNA of Alternaria ventricosa, 1299 nucleotides long. RefSeq lists its product as uncharacterized. The coding region runs from base 1 to 1299 and encodes 432 amino acids. The transcript has 3 exons. Gene Ontology annotation, molecular function: protein binding. The record is from RefSeq and is a predicted model, not a curated record. NCBI's taxonomy places the organism in Eukaryota, Fungi, Ascomycota, Dothideomycetes, Pleosporales, Pleosporaceae.
AUGCGGGCCCUAAUCUUAGCGGUUGCCGCGCUACAACUCGCACUCCAACAUGCAUCUGCGACAGUAGGCGUCCUCGAUAUCGACAACCUACUGCAACCAGACCUGCAACAAAACUUACACACGCCCAGCGAAGAUCAUCCUCAUGCGCCAUGGUCUCACAAACCGUACUGCGUAACUAGCACCUACCUCCCCACCCUUGGCCAAAAGUACUGCGUCUACACAUCCAACACGACAGGCCCACACGGCCUCUCCCUGAUCUUCCCUCCAAAAUCCGCCCAUCUAGCAUCGGAAUAUCUCGACGACAACCCGCUCGAUAAUUUCCUCGCUCAGAAAGACGCUGAGCGCUUGUACCUAGGCGGCCAACCAUGGAAAAUCGUCGAUAUACCCGGAAAAGCGAAAGGCGUCGUAGCUACGCGUAGGAUCAAGAUGUACGAGACGUUCAUGGUUGAUCAAGCCGCCGUUGUCGUGGAUAUGGGAGCGGAGAAAGCUUUAACUGAGGCUGAGAAUAAGAAGUUGAUGAAGAGGGCUGUAAAUCAGUUGCUUGUUCCUGCGAUGAUUAGGGAUAUGAGUUCUGCGCAUGCGGGGAAGAGCCAUGGGGGUGAAAAUAAUGGAGAUGACGAAGAGGGAGGGAGUUUAGAGGAAGCCAUCAUGAAGACGAACGCGUAUGGCAGCACAGUUGCGGAGGUUAGCUCGAGGGCGCUGUAUCCGCUGAUCUCGCGCAUUAAUCAUGCAUGCAACCCAAACUCCUUCGUCCUCUUCUCCCGCGCGGGCGUCUCAAUGGCCAUAAAAGCCUAUCGUGACAUUGAGGCCGGCGAAGAGAUCACCGUCUCUUACCUCCUCCUGGGCAUCCCAUUCCAGAAACGCCAGUCUCUGAUAAAACGCUGGGGUUUCAAAUGCACAUGCAGCCUGUGUAGUCUCCCCACCGACGAACGCCAAGCCUCCGAUCUUCGCCGCACAAUGAUCGCGCAGGCCGAGGAAAAGAUUAUGGAGCUGGCAAAGGCCUACAAACUCGAUGAAGCCAUAGUUCUCGCGGAGGAGUCCGUCGAACUGAUCAAAGAAGAAGGGGUCUGGUCGAUGUUGACCGAUGAGUAUGCCAUGUUGGCCAUGCUGUGGUUGGAGAAGGGCGACGGAGAAAAGGCGGAAGCGUAUGGCGAGAAGACGCAUAGGCUGUUGUCCGAUCUGGGGUUUUUAGGUAUUGGAGAAGAAAGGGAGGCGUGGAAACUAGAGACCCUCUUGAAGAAUAUCGGAGGUUUGGGAGGGAUGGGUCAGCUUUGGAAGAAGGGCCCUUUGAGGGGGUAA